UAAGCGGCGCACCCGCCCCUCCCUUUCCGGUCUGGUCUUCCCGGCGUAGGUGGCUCCAAGUGUGUUGGGCUGGAGAGCGGGAGUGAGAGCUGCAGUUCGGGGCUGUGAGCCUGUGGGGUCUGGAGUGCAGAGGUUCCCUGUGGCCCUCAGGACGUCACCAUGCCUAAAGCACCAAAGGGAAAAAGCACAGAAAAAAAAAUCAUCCACCCAUAUAGUAGAAAAGCUACACAAAUUACAAGAGAGGCCCACAAACAAGAAAAGAAGGAAAAAUUGAAGAAUGAAAAGGCUUUACGUCUCAACCUUAUUGGUGAAAAACUGCAGUGGUUUCAAAAUGAGCUGGAUCCCCAAAAAAUGAGAUAUUCAAAGAAAGACGCUUGUGAAUUAAUUGAAAGGUAUUUAAAUCGAUUCAGCAGUGAGCUGGAGCAGAUUGAGUUACACAACAGCAUCAAGGACAGGCAGGGAAGGCGCCACCAAGCCCGGGAGACAGUCAUCAAGCAGACAAUGGAGCGUGAACGACAGCAAUAUGAAGGCUACGGCCUUGAGAUUCCAGACAUUUUACAUGCAAGUAGUCUGAAAACCUUUAGGGAAUGGGAUUUGGAUCUGAAGAAAUUGCCAAACAUUAAAAUGAGAAAACUUUGUGCGAAUGAUGCAGUUGCUAAGAAGCGCAAGAAGAAAACUCAGAAUUUAACUAUAGACAAAGAUUUAGGGCAAUUGGAACUAAAAGGCAAAUCAAGUGACUCGGAUGAAGAAAUGACUUCUGUGGCCUAAUUGUCCUUACUUGAGUUGAAAAUAAGUAAUAUGAGAACUUUAAGUCACACUCAUUACUCAUGAGAAAUAAUUAUCUAGUAUUUGCUGUUUAACUCAUUCUCUCAUAAUGUGAAUCACAUUUGCAAUUUCAAAUAUGGUGUUGUAAUUUUUAUUUAAAAAUGAAAGUAGUGUUUCAUUUAUAUUGUUGCUAAAGUAGAAAAUAUAUUCUGUUUUUCAUUACUAUAACAAAAUACCAGAGGCUGGAUAACAUAAAGAAAAGAAGUUUAUUUAGCUCAUGGUUUUGGAGGCUGAAUGUCUAGACAGCACAGUGCUGGCUCUGGUGAGGCCUCCUCUUGCUGCUACACGUCAUGGUGCGUGGUUAUCGCAGUGGUGGGAGGGCACAAGAGAGGGAAAGAUCACAUGGCAAGACAGGAAGCCAGAAAAUGAAAGGGUCCCAUAAUGACAUCCCACCAGGCCCCGUCUCUUAAAGGCCCAAGAGAAUUAAAUGAUUUCAGGCGAGCUCCAUUUGAUUAUUAUAUUAUUUUCUGCUUUCUCAUUGUGAAAAGUGAUAGGCUUUAUUCAGACCCAAAGGUUAGAGAACUAAUGAUUAUAACUGUUACUGCUGAGAUACAUGACUUAAAUUAAUAAACAUAUUUCAAGUACCAUGACAAGCAUGAAUAUUCUAGAAUUUUGCUCUUCAAAUAAUCUACUAAAUGCUAAUAUAUGUUAGUCUGUCUUUUAAAGGAUGCAAGUAAAAGUUUUCAAGAAAAGGAAAAAAUGCUGUGUGAGAUUAACUAGGUAUCAACUAAAUUGUUAACAACUUAUACAAAGUGUUACAACUUUUAUACUUCUGCAAAUUAAAAAUAAAGUUUAUUUCUAUGACUUCUUAAA
This is a messenger RNA of Heterocephalus glaber (naked mole-rat), 1638 nucleotides long. It is a transcript of the gene Tma16, whose product is annotated as translation machinery associated 16 homolog. Gene Ontology annotation, cellular component: nucleus. Lineage: Eukaryota; Metazoa; Chordata; Mammalia; Rodentia; Bathyergidae. The record is from RefSeq and is a predicted model, not a curated record.